Messenger RNA from [Candida] anglica, 8578 nucleotides. NCBI's taxonomy places the organism in Eukaryota, Fungi, Ascomycota, Pichiomycetes, Serinales, Debaryomycetaceae. The record is from the annotation of a GenBank genome assembly.
GCCAUUGAUAACAGUAACCCUAUCAACGUUUCCCAGACACAUCCACAGGCUCCACAUCUAUGCACGCCGUCGUUUACGUCUUUGUGGCCGCGGUAUGCGUGUUCUAUGUGUGUCUCUUGCUUGUGCUCAACAAGUUUUCUCACGUGUCGGUGAAAGGAUUAGGAUGGUUAUCACUUAAGAAAGUAUCAAUAGACUUGGGAUCGACCCAAUUAUACGUUCGCCGGGUUGGAUUCAGACUCAAUUUCUGGAAAGAAGCUGGGUCUCCGUUCAAGUUUAUUCAUUUAGAAGUCAGUGGGUUGAAAGUUCAGGUGAGUCCACAAAAGAGUGAGGAACAACAAGAAGUUGAAGAUGACCCUAAAGAUGAGCCUACCAAUUCUCUAGAUUCUCUCUCCGACUUGCUCUCAUUCCUGGUGAAUAAAAGGAUUUUUGACUUUAUUGUGGUGGACAAGAUCAUCAACCAGUUCAUCAUCCAUCUCUAUCAAACUUCCAUCGAACACUCGCAACUCAAGCAAAAAUUCGUUCUUGAUUACAUACGACUCGAGAAUCAGUUCAAUAAGACUGGUAGUAAUCGGUUUGUGGUGACCUUUUAUAACGGGUAUAUUCAGAACGUUGAGAAUGAAAAGGGGUGUAUUUUCCAAAGAAUGGCACCUCCUAGUAAGGAGUCCUUGGACAACCAGGAAUCGGCCAAGGACGCCCCAACUACAGACCCAGAUGCUCAGGUCAAACUCUACCGAAACAUCGAGUUCACAGUCAAAUGUGACACGGUUCUCUCGUGCAAGAAGUCUUCCCCCGGUCGAUUGUUUGUUAAAUUGGAGAAUUUCCGUCUCUUCCUCUCUAUUGGGAAAAUGAUGAUUCCCUUGGAAAAUGUACGGGAAAUGGUCACCACCUUAAAGGCGGGAAAGAUCUCCCCUAAGUCCCAAAGCAAAUCCAAACCGCCUCGUGUGCCAAACUUGUCCUUUUUGCUGUCAAUGGAACUCAAAUUCGAAGAUUUCCAAUUCAUCAACGGUGAAUACGAAGGUCAAGUGUCGAAUUUCCAAACUACGUUGACCAAUAAAGAUCGCUUGAACGGCACUUGGGUCAAUUUACAGAUCUAUUUGGUGUCUGCCAAACUCUUCCAGGGGACUAGUAAGGUUUUCGAGUUGCCCUCUUUGACCCAUUCUUUAGAUAUCACGGGUGGUAAUCUAGUGAAUGUGGUUAAUUGUGCCUUGCGAGGCGGCGAGGACUGGGAUAAGCUGCUUGUAUUGAGCGGUGAUAACAAGGUGACGAUCACGCACCCCAUGAUUGACUUCUAUUAUGAUCAAGCCGAUCUUAUGGUUCCGUAUUUGAACAAGAAGGAUAAGGGAACCAAGGGGCCAACCCGUCUACCCUUGCAUCUUUUGAAAUUUCUUGGUCAAUUGACCACCAAAUUGACGCUUGUAGAACUUGAAAUCAAUGUCCAUAUACCUCCCGAUCCAGUCACCCCAUACCAUCGUAAUUCAACGACAAAUAGAGUGGUCACUUUCAAACUCUCCACAUUUGUUCACAGGUCUUCCACUACCAACUAUCAGAACAUUGGAGAGAAAUCGCUGGACGGCCCCACGAUCACAUCUCAAUCGCUCAAAUUGAAAAACUUGAGAAUGAAUGCCCUCGAUAAUCUUCUUCACAUCAACAAGCUCAACUCAAUUGUACUCUACAAUAUCUUGUCGAAUUCCAUGAGUGUUAGGUUGUUUGUCAAGAAGAUCAGUAUGAAGAGUGUCAAUGAAGCCAUUUUCCACAUGUUCAGAAAGAUCCGGAAUUGGAGCAACACUCAUUACAACAGAAGGUAUGAGGAGGCUAUAACGCAACCUCAAGUGUUCUCCCCAGCUUGUCAGGAUAAAAAUUCUCCAGGUUCUUUUGGAGGAACUGUCACCUUGGACAUAUUUAAUGAACUUCCGAGCUUCCUCUCUUCCAUUUCGGUGAAAAUUUCAACUGUGCAAGCAGAUAUAAUUUGUAAAGAUGGGUUACCCUCCCAUGUAAUUGAAGAUCCGGAAUUAUAUGAGCCUAUUGAUCUUUCUGACUUCCGUCGUGGAGUGUCGAUUCGUUUGGAUGAUCCACAAUUUACCCUCAAGAAGCACAAGAAGGAAUUGAGGUCCUCUAUCAAGACUGUUCAAUGUUUUACCUUGACAGAUCACGUAGCCGAGUAUGGCCAUGAUUUAGAACUUGAUUUGAAGUUGAAUAGAGAGGUUGGUGAGAAGGGAGCACACCACCAUCAUGAUCCAUUCGGUGAGUCUGGUGCUGAAGAUGAUACAGACAUGGAAGAUUUUUCCGAUGUAGGAUCAAUAGAUUCAACCAUCUUCCAUGGGGUACAUUCUGCCAGUUCAGUUCCUGGAUCAAGAGCUCAGAAGGUUCUUAAUAUCCAUGACAUAACCAUUUGUAACGAUAAUGAUGAAAAGGAUCCCAAUAAGUUGUUUUUGCGUCUCCCCGAAGUUGACGCUAGAGUCACCAUCUUCCUUAUCUGGUGUUCGUGCUAUGCAGCAAGUUUAAUUAAGAGCUUUGCCCCCACCGUGCAACGUCGUUGUACCGCCCAAGAAAUGGCGGCAUUAAGAGGUCCUUCAAAGAAGCUUAGGCUUGAUGUGUUAGUGGACUCUGUGGCAGUGAUGGUUCGUCUUCCCACUGACGUUGAUGUUCUCUUGGAAGUUGAUACAAUGAGAAUCUUGGAUGUAUUCCAAACCAAAUCCUUGAGAUUCAAUAUGGUGCGUGGGUAUGUGGUACAUCCUACAACUCACUUAUGGACCCGCUUGCUUGUUGUGAAACAACUGUCUGUUCUUAUGGAUAGAAUAGAUGAUUAUAAAGUCGAGAGUGAUGGUAUAAGAUUAAAUAUCCCUCAUCAAUUUCUCUUUUAUACUGUCAUUGAUAAUGUUUUAACUUUUUUCAAAGCAAUUAAGCAAAUCAAACACAACUUCACCAGGUUUAUCGAAGGUCUGCAUGACUUUGAUCGUCUUCUACCAGAGGCUAAGGAAGCCCUUAAGUUCCCUCAUGUCCAUGUGAAGGCUACAAAUUUAUUUUUAACGUUGGAAAAUGAUCCUUUUGAAAAUGAAUUAUCAUAUAUAUUCGAAUUAGGUUACUUGGCUCAGAAGGAAAGAAUGAAGCUUCUCGAUGCAUUUGAAGAAAAGGCUGAAAAAAUUAGAAGCGAGUCAAUUGAAAGUAGAAUCGGGCUCAGUAGUCCUCUUGCAAGAGAUGCAACUACAAUGAAGGAAGAACCUUCUGUGUUGGGAUUGCCACGCUCUUCCAAAGAAACUGAGAAACUUCUUGAAACUGCCCGUGAAAAACUCAACCAAGCAUUUAGUUCAUCUUGGAUCGCCAAGUAUAGACGCUUCCGUCGUAUCAAAAUAUCUUCUCGUAAGGAAAAGAUUCUGACUGUAUGGACAGAAGAUUCCAUCAAUAAAACCAUGCGUUCUAAGUUUGACAUUAUGAACUAUUCAGUCGGUGCACCCCUCUUUUCGGGUUUGUUUCGUGAACUUGACUUGGAAUUAGACCGCGCUAGAAUUGAUGAUCUUGACCAGUUUAUCUUUGACCACGCAAAGGGUCAACCUAAGCAGGACUAUUCCAUCUUGAUUCCUAUGUACAUGUCACUCAAAUGCCGUUCAUUGUUCAUGUUUUUGAAAGAUUAUCACUUGCCAGUCCUCCUGUUCCCUGCAAAUGGCUCGCCCACAACUGACGAUCCUCCUCCUGUAUUCAAUUUAAGAGGAAACAUUGUAAUCAAUGAGACUUUGAUCAAGAGGAUUGAAGAAAUGCGGUAUAUAUUUGUACCCUUUUCUCCAAUUGCUGCACCUAGCGAUGAAUCGGAUAACUUCUACUCUGUAUAUGUUCCACGUACUUUGACACCGGUAAAAUUUGUGGUUGAUUUGGAAUGUGACUUGCAGACAGAUAGAGCAUGUAUUAUUACAUGGUGUAAGUCCUAUGAGGCAGGUAUGCUGGCCACUAUGUCUGCAUUUGAUAACUUUACUAAGCCUCAAAUUGAUGACAGUCCGCUUGGAUGGUGGGAUAAGAUGGCACUCUUGAUGCAUGGUUCGUUCCGGUGCCGUAUAGCAAACGAGCUUUGUCUUCAUAUUAAGGGGCUGACCGACCCAUAUGCAUUGGUUGGGAUGGCUUCAGGUUUUGUUUUCAGUUGGAGGAAUAGCGUUUUAUUCCAAAUUAAUGGUAAUGGUAAACAUGACGAAUUGAUCACAGUUGAAAGUGAUGAUUUCUUGUUGGCAAUUCCAAACUAUUCCGUCCUGGAGUCUGCUCUGUGGAGUUUAAUGUAUGAGGGAAUGAGAAGAGAACCUUCUCUUCUUAAUACCGAUUUCUUGGCUUCAGAAUCGAGAAAGUAUCAAAAGAGAGUCAUGAAACUUACCUCCGCUCAAAAGGUUAAAUGGAAGGUUGGACUUUUAUUUGAAAGAAAUGUGGCUUCUCACAAUUGUAACUCGUCUAUUCCACAACUUUGUAACGAUCAGGAACGUUCCACCAGCUUCAAACCACAUUAUGACGUCAUUGUGACAAACCCUGCAUUUGAAUACCAUCCAGAUUCUUAUGCUGGGUUCCGUUCUGAUUACCUUCAUUUGGCCAUUAGUGUUGAACUGAAAGGUGGAAGUAAUACACUCUCGCUCACUCCUUUGACUUUCCAUUACUUUUUCCAUUGGUGGAAUCUUAUGACUAAACAUAUGUCACUCCCCAUCAAGCAAGGAGCUCUUUUCGCAGGGUCCACUACCGCUGAUAAGUCAUCUCAUGUGAAGAUGGGUGUUCAUUUAUUCACAAUCAAGUAUCAAUUGAUUCUUGAACCAUUGACAAUCUCACACUUGUAUAUGCACUCUACUAGUGACGAUCUUGAUGCAAAGAACCGUAUUGCCUUCACGGGUAUCAAGGGAAGAUUUGAUAGAUGUGCCAUUGAUUUACAUCAAAGAAAAGAAUCUCUUCGGUAUGUCAAUGAAAAAUUGAAUAUUAACAAUAAAAUCUUGCAUUUAAAGAUGAAUCAAGGAGCAAUUGAUAUCGAUGGAGCAGAUAUCCGAGUCAUAAGCGCUAUAUUUAACGAGCGACUGAUAACAGGGUACCUUGCAUCACAUUUGGGAGAUACAAAGGGGGACAGUCUUGCAAAUAUUUUUGAUUUGGACACUUCUUCAUCUUCUGGUGAAAGCAACAAUUCCUCUGAUAUGUUUGCCAAUGGUUGGGUGGACUCAGAUGAUUUUGUCGAGUUGGAACAAAGGGAAAUAUUAUCGGCUUAUCCUAAAGUGAGGGUAUUGCCAUUUUUCUACUCCCCUGCCUUUUCAUAUGUACGAGAGUUCACUCCUCUGAAGCGUGGAAAGUAUCCGUUUGGAAUGGAGAAGAGUCAUAAAUGUGUCUUGGGCAGUCGCAACCCGGAGGAAACUCAGAAGCAAUUGGUUACAGCGCGUAUAGAGAAAGUUGAGCAUGACUUAGCCCAUAAUGAGCGUAUGCUCCACAAGACGCAAGAUCCACGGGUCUUGUCAAAGUUGCAUAGUGAUAUCAAAGAAGGGAAGGAAAGAUUGGGCGUCUUACAGGCGGUACAUCAAAAAUUGGUUGAAGAUGAACAGGAAAACGAUAAGGGUGGCUCAACUCCAUACAAGUCUUCCGUAGAUAAAAAUCGAAAGAAAUCACUGGAAAAGUCCACCGAUGUAUUGUUGGAACCAUUGAGCAACAAUGAAAUUUUGCCCUCGAUAUCUUCUUCUUCGAUUCCUCUUUCAAAAUCACCUACUCCUAAAAUUGAGAUUUCUGAAUCGGAAGAUCCAACGUCCAACACUUCGUCAUCUGCGUCGUCCAUUAACUCGAAUUCAGAUGAAAGUUAUUUAAGUACCGGUCCAAGGCUUUCCGUUUAUGCUUCCCAUCUAUCAACUGCCGAUAUGCAAGAACUACUGUUGAUGAACCAAGGUGCUACCCAGUACCACAACAGAUUCAUCAUUCAUAAUAUGCAAUUGCAGUGGAACAAUAAAAUCAGAGAUCUUGUAGUUGCGUACGUGCAAAGAGUCUCGGAUAGAAAAUCUGCUGUAUACUAUUUGAGUAAACAAGCGGUGGAACUAGUGGAAAAUUUAAUUCGUGAAGAGAAAUUACAAGAAGAACGUGAUGAACAAGAGAGUAUGAAUGAUAAGCAAAGUGCACAUUCUACAUUCUCGACGCACCAGGGACAUACCAGUUGUAGAUCUGGAGAAGAAGUUAUUUCCUCGUUUGAGGAAGAAAUUUCUCGUGUUGCUGAAGAUUAUGAAGCUGAAAGAAAUUAUUUGGUUAAACUCAUCCACCCUCAAAUCCAGUUAACCAAUACUUCAGAUAAGAAUUCGUGUAUGUUGAUUAACUCAAGAGAUCUUGAACUCAGAGUUCUUUCCGUGAACAAACAAGGGGUCCACGAACUUAUCAGUGACAAUGAUAUUAUUGCUGGGUUGAUAGAAACUAGAUAUGGGGUUCUAUUCCAAGACCUGCAUGUAUUUGUAUUCCAAAAGGAUAAGGUCAAGAGCGGCUUGGAUAAAUCAUGGCCUCCAUGGUUGGAUCUUGAGUCUUGCUAUGAUAGUUCUUGGAAUCAGAACGAACUUGUCAUUGAGAGAAAUUCAAUGGCACUCGUGUAUCGGAAGCAUAAUCCAUUAUUGUUUACCUCGACUACUGAUGAUGUUGUUUCUACAGUAGUCCCAUCGUCUCCUCCAGUUACUUCUCAUGAAAACCAACUACUUAUUCAUCUUGCAAAGGUUGUCAUUUCUGCCACCUCGAAGCAAUAUGCAAUUGUUCUGAGCCUUGUAACGACUCUAUUUGUGCACGGAAAGUCAGAACGAGAUCGAGUGUUGGAACGUUUAGAUAAGGUGAUUUCUUUGUCGGAUUCCCGUGACUUUGAAGGUUUUGAUAUUAAACUUCGGAAUCUACAGAGAUCUAUCCGUGAUUACCGUGAAAUUUUCCUUAGACUAGAACUGCGUGGGAUUAGAUUAAGUGAUUCAGAAGAACAUCAAUUGGGUGCCUUAGAAUUGGAAAUGGAACGGAUGAAGAUAGAAUUGUUUGUCUUGAUGAAAAGUUUGGGUCUGAAGAGCACUAAAAUCCAUUCUCAAAGACAAGUGACCCUGAGUUGGUCAAUUUCUGCCGACCAGGUCAUCUUACAUUUGCUUAAUGACAAUAGAGAACCAUUCCUUGAUUUGGCACUGGCUCGAGCACAAUAUUCAAGAACAGUGUCCUUAGAUGCAUCCACAUCGAACAAUAUUCAAGUAAAUAUGAUUCAAGGGUUCAAUUUGCAACCGACUGCUGUUUAUCCUGAAUUUCUUCGACCACUCCAUGAUUCAAUUAAUGCCAAUUUGCCAGUGGUGAGCAUUCAUUGGAAGAUGUUAGAGCCAGUUGGGGGUAUCAGUAUCAUGCAACAUGCAAGGAUUGCAGUGCAACCACUUCAGGUUGAAUUAGAUUACGAUACAGCCAUCAAAUUGAUGGAUUAUAUCUUCCCCAAGGGUAAAAAGGCUAACAAGGACCAUGCAAAGGAGCAUGAACUGGAACGUGAACGUGACCAUAACGGUGAUCGGGAAAGUGACCACCACAAGGAAGUUGUAUCCAAGGUUGAAUCCAAGGAAAUUAAGCAUCAUUCAAGUAACCCAUUUAAAAACUUCAUCAAGAAAAGAGUUGCAUCCUCGACCUCAUCGUUACUUUCUUCUCCAUCAAGUUCUACUGUUGCUAGUACUGAUUCUGAUUCUACUUCCAUCGCUUCUUCUAAUCUUGAAUCUGUUUCAUCAAGACAAUCUUCAGAUUUGUCACUUGGUAAGAACACACCUACAUCUAGUGCCACAUCAAAAAGUAGUGUCAAUAAAAACCAAGCUAACAAGGAUGAGAUCAGUUUGGUUAUCGAACGUGCAUCGAAGUACAUGUCAGUCAUAGAUUUAGAGGUCACCACUUUCCAAUUGAUGAUCUCUUUCAAAACACCAAAACAUUUGAACAUCAUUGACUUCCAUAAGCUUGUGCUUACGAUUCCGCUGUUGCGGUAUCGCAACAAGAUUUGGUCGCCUGAAGAGGCCUUCACAAGGCUUCGGAAGGAUAUUAUCAAGAUUGUAUUGGCGCAUCUGGGUAAGAUCAUUGGGAACAAGUUUAAGGUGAAAAAGAGAUCCACGAUUUCACAGCCUUUGAAGCAAGUGGCAGAUUAUGCAAACUUCAUGACAGUGCAAGAAUUGCAAGAAGAAGGGCGUUCAAGAGAUUUUGGGAAAACUGGCAGUGAACACCACCAUAUCCAUCCGCAUGCACCACGGCACCAAGAGCUGCACCGUCACCAUCAUCACCACCACCAUCGUCUGAAACUGCUUUUGAGUACUCACGAGAGCACGCCGGCAUUCAAGUAUGACGCAUAUUUGGACACCGUUUCAACUAAUGGUGGAGGUGACGACGAAGACGAAGAUGAAGACGAUACCGAGGAGGAAGAAGAAGAAGAGGGCACCAGAGAUGAUCCUGGUCAACUGCAGACAAAAAUAACUGAAGAAGAAGCUAAUGGUACCCAAGGUGACCUGGCAGAAGGAGACGUGGAAUUGGAAUCGGAGGUACUGGACGUAAGCUCCGAAGACCUUCCACCAUUGAAAGAGUAGAGGUAUAUGUAUUUAUAAGAUAAAAUAAGGUAAUUUAAGGAGAA